Microplitis demolitor is the source of this 2041-nucleotide messenger RNA. RefSeq lists its product as uncharacterized. Gene Ontology annotation, biological process: transcription by RNA polymerase III. The transcript is spliced from 2 exons. Bases 314 to 1786 code for a protein of 490 amino acids. Lineage: Eukaryota; Metazoa; Arthropoda; Insecta; Hymenoptera; Braconidae. Gene Ontology annotation, molecular function: protein binding. Gene Ontology annotation, cellular component: transcription factor TFIIIC complex. The record is from RefSeq and is a predicted model, not a curated record.
AAAAAAUUUAUUCAUAAGUACAAAGUACUAAAUAUUUUUGUUACUUUUUUAACGCUGGUGAAAUUCACGAUGUAAAUUUUAUUCAAGCUCCAGCUUGUAUUUUGAAAAUAUUGAAAAAACCAAGGUAAAAAAAUAUAUAUAUAUGUAUAGGUCCGGUAAUUAGGAUAUUUAAAUAUGUAUAUGCAAAUUGUACACGUGCAAUUAGUAUAAGAUGGCGCGCAAAAUAACCAAAAAUAUAUAGUUUUACGAAAAUUUAACAGUCCACGUGGUUGGAAUUUUAUUUUAUAUCUUAUUAAUUGACGUUCAAGUGAUCAUGCGUGAUUUCUUAAGAGUUUUUUUAUUUAAACUUGAAUUAUUUAUUAUCAAAUUUAUUUUAAAUUAUUAUAGAAAUAGUUUAACUAAUAAAAAUAAAAUAAAAAUAGGUAAAGAUUCUACAAAUAGUAAUAUAUUGUCUCAAAUUAAUAGAGAGGUUGUAAAAAUAAAUUAUAGAAUUACUGAGCGAGUUAAAGUUUAUAAAAUUGACAGAAAAAUUGAAGAAGAUAAAAGUGCGGUGAAGUCAAAUGAAUUAGUUUAUAAUGCGUACAAUCAAUUGCAAAUUAAAAAAGAUAGUGAAGAAAAGUUAUCUAUCAAUUUUCCGAUUUCAUGUAAAAAAAAAAUAAUUAAUGCUGGUUAUCGGCUUGAUAAAAUUAUAGAUGAUGAACCACCAGAACCAAGAGAAUUAGAAGACGAAAUGGCUAAAGUUGACAAAAAAAAUUUAACUAGAGAAGAGUAUUACAUAAAAUUAGCAAAAUUACACAUAAAAUACGAUUGUAUUCCUCAAGCAAUCCGUUAUUACACUCUAGCUAUCCGCAGAAGCCCUAAAAAAGAAUCACUUUACUGUUCACGCGCUAAAUUACAGUACGAAAGAGGAAAUAAACGCGCUUACAUCGACGCUUACACAGAACUGACACCAAAACUUGACCCGGAAAAUAACCAAUUGCUUUUGAUCAACUGCGCCAAGAAAUUGUCCAAGCUAUUAAUAUCAGAAAAAAAUCAUUCCGCUGCUCUCGAGGCAAUCGAACCGAUUUUCCAUCACUGCCCACAUUUGCUCACAGAACAAGAAGUCGGUCUAUAUUUACAUAUAUUAUUAAAACUUAAUAAAUAUAAUAAAUGUAUAGACAUGUUUUCUAAAUACACAUGUAUCAAAAUUGGGUACCAAGUGAUUGACUCAAAAAUUGAAGAAUUAAAUUACAGUAAAAAUACAGUUCCUACUACAGCAAUUAGAUUUUGUAAAAUUCCGCGGAAUACUCACAUUAUUUUAAAAUUUACUUGUAUUAUUUUAUUUAUUGACUUGGGUUAUAUUAAUAAAGUUGAUUGUUAUAUUGACGAGUUAUUAACUUUAGAAAACAUAAAAAUUUAUAGCAACCAUAUUAUGGAUUUGGUAAAAUCGCUAAUGAGGAAACAAAACUAUAGCAGAGCUCGUAAAUUUUUGAAAUCGUUGAUAAGCUAUGAAAGGUAUUCUGAGUUGGUGAUAAUUUGGAUUUUGUAUGCUGAGUGUUGCGUUGAAUGUUUUGCUAAUGAAGAGUUUGAUGCUUCGGCACCUGAUGAAUCGACUGCGGAUCCGAUAAUUCGCUCAAUUUGGCCAAUAGUUAUUGGAAAUUGUUGUAUUGGUGAUAAGUGGAGGAAACUGGGAUUUAUUUACCGAGAGCAUGGGUUUGAAGAGCAAGCGGUUGUUUGCUUCUCAAAAGCUAUUUCGAUCGAUCCUAAAAAUCCGGAGGUUUAUGAUAAAAUAUCGAAUAUAAGAUAAGAUAUCGAAUGUAUACGCUGAGAAUUUUAUGAUCAUGAUUGUCAUCGGGGAUUUUUAAUUGUACAGUAUAGUAAUUUUUAAAUUUAUCACCAUGAUGCUAUUGAAAACAAUCACAAUAUGAUAACUAUCAUCUGUGUUAGUAAUAGUUACCAUCGUAUAUUUUAAAAAUUACUCAACAAUGUUUAAAUUAUUUAUUACCAUACAAUUUUAUUGUUUUCAAAUUAACUUGUUCCAAUAAAUGUAUCAGUUCAUUUA